AUUUAUUCAUUAAUUUCAUGUUCCAGGAGGUGCAGUUGUGUUUAACCCAAAGGUCAGUGUCGCUGUACUCUGACUAGUCUAGAGUACGAGAGAGAGAGGGACAGGGACGAGGGGUGUGCUGGUUUCACCUGAGAGUCACUGUGCCCUCAAGGGAGAAGGACAGUCUUUCGUGGUAACCUCAGCUGCUGCGGGAAUUGAACCCACUUUGUUGGUGUCUCUCACUCGCCAACUGAGCUAACUGACCCCACCUCCGGCCAGAUCAUGAUGGACAGGCAAACGGACACACGCAUUUCCAAAGGCGAGUCCCCAACACAGACCUGAAACCAUCGGCGAUGGACCGAAGGGCCUCGCCUGCGAUUCCACGUUCACAGAGCGGGAGGUGAGGGAAACGUUUGUUCCCUUGUUUUAAGUACCAAGGGCGGUUGCGAGCUGGAACCCUGGCAGGUUCAGCAGGACGUUUCGGCAAGUGAUAUCGAUUCACUUAUUCGAAAGCUGCAAGGCAGCAAGUCACUGGGAGGAGCUGGCACAGUCCCGAUGGAGGGAGUGGCCUCAUUCCCCUGCUGUGUCAUAGGUUACCCCCUCCCACCCCCGCGGCUGCUGAGUCAGACCGAGAAUAACACCCAACGCUUUCAGAGGGCUUCCUGCAACACAGACCCAAAGGAAACUCGGAGCAGCUAUCUCCUGUCUCUGUGAGCUGCCGAGGUGCACUUGUGAAGUUGCCGAAGUUCCUGGUGAUUAGAUAGUCCUCACGCAGCUCCGAGAUUUCAAGGCAGAUAGCUCAACACCUCUACGGUCUGGACAAGCUCUUCAACCUAUUCCGAUCGCGCCUGGGGUAGAAACUGGACAUGCCUUUCACCCCCCAGGUUCUGGUGCUGUUGAUAAAUCUCCUUUGGCUACUCACUGCAGCUGGACCAGGGAAGAGUUCCAUCCGGCAGUUUCCGGACUCGAUUUCCGUGAGGGAAGGAGAACGGAUUCACAUUGUUUGUGACUUCAAUGUAAGCAGCCAAGCAGAGAUGGAUCUUGUUGUCUUCAAAUGGUCGGCCGGGAAUGGUAGUAUCCAAACAAUAAUAUCUCGCUCAGAUGAGCCAUACCCGUCCGAGUUCCCAGGGACAGAGGUCCAAAUCAGGGCCGAUUUAACACAAAGGGAGACUACCCUGACAGUGGAGCGUGCAACAAUGGACCACAGUGGACUCUACGUUUGCCACAUCACAAUACUCAAACCCUUAGCGAUGCAGACUGAUCUCCAGGGCAAUGGGACGGUGGUCACUGUAACAGCAGUGAAGCUGAGGUCCUCACUGAUGGUAUACCUGCUGGUGAUAGGAGUGUUACCCAUCCUCUGUGUUGCCUUUUUCCUGCUGAUCAGGAGAGUGUCCCAAGGAAAGGCAAUGGGAACAGCGCGUGCCUCUGCCCUGGGGGGGCAAGAGCGAGGUGCGAGCCAGGGCAAUCGAGACCCCCAGCUCUUGAACCUGGAAACCAUUUACAGCCGCCUGAGGCUGUCACUGAUGAGGAGGCCGGAGGAACAGCCAGACAGAGAAAGCCAAUCCACUAUCUACAGCAGAGUUCAGCGUCUGGAAACCAAUGUCUGUCAUGCCACAGUCAGCCACGCCGUUCAGCUAGCUCAACCUCCCCUGGUCGUCUACCCCACCCCCACCCCCCAACCCCCCUUCCCCCCCGCCCCCGUUAGCAGCAAACGGGGAGAGACAUGAACAACAGAGCCACUGAACGCUCGCUUGAGCUUCCCAGACUCGCUCGAUCGUUUCAGUAGCAAACUGGUGGGCGAGGGUCCUGGGGUCAACCAGGUGAGACACACUGAGCCUGUCCCCAUCAAACACUCCCAGGACAGGGGCAGCACGGGGUUAGAUACAGAGUAAAGCUCCCUCUACACUGUCCC
Chiloscyllium plagiosum (whitespotted bambooshark) is the source of this 1891-nucleotide messenger RNA. RefSeq lists its product as uncharacterized. Gene Ontology annotation, cellular component: external side of plasma membrane; B cell receptor complex. The record is from RefSeq and is a predicted model, not a curated record. NCBI's taxonomy places the organism in Eukaryota, Metazoa, Chordata, Chondrichthyes, Orectolobiformes, Hemiscylliidae. Gene Ontology annotation, biological process: B cell receptor signaling pathway; B cell differentiation.